This is a messenger RNA of Microthlaspi erraticum, 1128 nucleotides long. Lineage: Eukaryota; Viridiplantae; Streptophyta; Magnoliopsida; Brassicales; Brassicaceae. The record is from the annotation of a GenBank genome assembly.
AUGAUGAAGACGAAAAACAGAGAGUUUCGAAAAAGGAAGAAGAAGAGAAACACAAUAGAUCUUCCAGAGGAUUUGGUAGUGGAGAUACUCUCUAGGGUUCCGGAGGCUUCUCUAGCACGGUUCCGAUCUAUAUCCAAAGGAUGGAACGCUCUGAUAAAAAAAGUAGUGAUACUUACGAAGAAGUCUCUGAUUCUCAUGUUGAUUGAUUUUAGGGUUUAUUCAGCGAGCGUUGAUCUCAAUGGAAUUCAGAAAAACGUUGUAAAGCUAACAAGUCAAUUCAGCCUCAAAGACCCUCUUUGUAAUCCUUCGAAAGAAGUCGACAUACGCACCGUCUAUCACUCCGACGGUUUAUUGCUAUGCACCACCAAGGACAAUAGACUUGUUGCUUGGAACCCACGUUCAGGUGAAACCAGUUGGGUCGAACCUAGAAUUCCACACGAGAAAAUCGGUAUUUACGCUCUCGGUAAAUCCUCGUGCAACAAGUACAAAAUCUUGAGGAUAAAUCAAAUCAGUAAUAGGGACAAAGGCCUAGUUGAGUACGAAGUCUAUGACUUUAACUCAAAGUCGUGGAGGGUUACUGUUGGUGAUGAGACUAGAGACUGGUCCAUUAUAGGGUUAAGGCCUUGUGGCAUGUCUGUGAAUGGAAAUACUUAUUGGCUUGCUGAUGGUACAGGUGGGAGAUUCAUAGUAAGUUUUGAAUUUUCAACCGAGAGAUUGGGACGUGUGUCUCUUCCUCCUACUUCUCAUUUUUCUUAUGAUGUUCGUGGUUUAUCGGUGACUAGAGAAGAGCAACAACUUUGUCUGCUAACUACUCAGAGCAGAGUGGUACUCGAUAUAAUAGAUCUAUGGAGGGCAACUAAGAUUGAGAGUAGCGGAGCCACGUCAUGGAGCAAGUUCUUAUCAGUGGAUUCAGCCUUUCUCAGUCAUCCUUUUCGCUUAGUUUCUGGGAUGAAUUUCUUGGCCGACCGGGAGAAAAGAGUUUUGGUGUGUCCCGGUGGAGAAGGGAACUCUAACAGCUUCUUACUCAUUAUGGGAGAGGACAAAUACAUACAAGUGGAUCAUCGUGAUGCAGGAUUUAGGUGCUCGCUUCUCCUCAAUUAUGUUCCAACUUUGGUUCAAAUCCAAUAA